AUGGAUCUUUCUCUCAGACUUGAGAAAGAGAAAGAUGAAGAAAGAUCAAAACACAGCUGUGAGAAGGAAGAAGAAGAUGAUGAUGAGGCUAGUGAAGAUAAAGAUGAACAAAUGGUGAAAGAAGACGAAACUGAAGAUUCUCUUUUAAGUUCAAAAUCCCGAAAAGAAGAAAACGAACGUGAAGAGAUGCAGAUCGAGAUGGAACAUGUAAAAGAAGAGAAUAUGAGGUUGAGGAAGCUUGUAGAGCAAACCCUUCAAGAUUAUCGUCAGCUCGAGAUGAAAUUCCCGGUUAUCGAUCAAACUGACAAGAUGGAUCUUGAAACGUUCCUUGGGGCACAAGCCAAGGCUCGGAAAAGAGGAGUCGAAAGAUCUGCUUCCUUGCCUUCGGUAGAGGGGGAAUUAGGGCUUUCACUUUCUCUACAGAAAAAGCAGAAACGAGAAGAGGGCAAAGCAGCUGAGUCUCAUAACACACAAAGAUACAAUAGUAGCAGCACAAUUCAGGGACAAGAUAUAAACACGCAACGUGUCAUAACGUCUUCACCGGGGAAUAGAAAAGCCAGGGUAUCAGUGAGGGCGAGGUGUGAAACCGCAACGAUGAAUGAUGGGUGCCAAUGGAGAAAGUAUGGUCAGAAAACAGCGAAAGGGAAUCCAUGUCCAAGAGCUUAUUACCGAUGCACCGUGGCUCCAGGAUGUCCCGUUAGAAAACAGGUGCAAAGAUGUUUAGAAGACAUGUCGAUAUUGAUAACAACCUAUGAAGGAACACACAACCACCCACUUCCGGUCGGAGCAACAGCCAUGGCUUCCACUGCCUCCACUUCUUCAUUCUUGUUACUUGAUUCUAGCGACAACCUCUCUCAUCCUUCCUAUUUUCAACAAAAUGGCAACGAUAAUCGAUCCAUAAGAAGCUUGAUCAACUUUGAUGAUCCAUCAUCUAGAGGUGGAGAUCAUGUUUCAUCGUCCCAAAACCGGUUGAAUUGGAUGAUGUAG
Molecule: messenger RNA, 987 nt
Organism: Brassica rapa (field mustard)
Lineage: Eukaryota; Viridiplantae; Streptophyta; Magnoliopsida; Brassicales; Brassicaceae
Gene: WRKY9
Product: probable WRKY transcription factor 9
Biological process (GO): regulation of DNA-templated transcription
Molecular function (GO): sequence-specific DNA binding; DNA-binding transcription factor activity
Source: RefSeq, marked provisional